CGCCGCCGCCGCUGCUGAGCCUCCCGCGGCGGCGGGCUCGGCGGGCCGCUCCUUGCGCGGCGGCGGGGCGGCCGGCACCUCGCGGGGCCGCAGCCGCGGGGCCGCUCCCGGCGCCCGGGAUGUCGCAGGAAAACCUGCUCGGCAUGGACGAGGCAGCGCUGAGGAAGCUGCUGGAGGCGACGCCGGACCUCGCCGAGCGGCGCCGCAUUCGCUCGGCCAUCAGGGAGCUGCAGCGGCAGGAGCUGGAGCGGGACGAGGAGGCGCUGGCGUCCAAGCGCUUCCGCUCGGAGCGGGGCAGCCACAGGCAGGACAACAAGGAGAACUGGCUGCGGUCCCAGCAGCUAGAGGAGGAACAGCAGAAGGCCCUGGCCUCCUUGUCCCAGAAACUCGAAUCGAUCACGGAUGUGGAGGAGCUGACAAAACUGCUGCGGGCGGCCAGCGAGUACGAGGAGCGCAAGCUGAUCCGCGCCGCCAUCCGCAAGCUGCGGGCUGAGGAAAUCGAAGCUGCAACCCUGGCCGGGAAUGUGCAGAGCAGCCGGAGGGAUGACGCUGAGCCGCCAACCCUGCCCGGGAGUGUGGAGAGCAGCCACGGGGGUGACAGCGUACAACCAGCCCUGGCUAGGAGCCGGGAGAGCAGCCAGAGGGAUGAUGCCGAGCCCCCAGCUCGGGGCAGGAACACGGAGAGCAGCCAGAGAGGCAACACUGAGCCACUGCCUGCGGCUGGGAGUGUGGAGAGCAGCCGGAGGGAUGAUGAUGAGCCACCAGCCCUGGCCGGGAGUAUGGGGAGUAGCCACAGGGGCAAUGCUGAACCGCCGGCUGCUGAGGAUCCUGAGCCGACCGAAGUUGAGCGCUCUGGGGCCCCUGAGCAAGGCAAUGUGGUGGAGCAGGAGCACAUCCGCGCUGAGAUCCAGGAGCUGCGCAGCGAGCAGCAGCGAGCGCCUGAAAAACCCAGUGCCCAGGAUGCAGCCUCGGGGACCCUUGUGCUCCUGGAUCUGCACCAGGCCCCAGAGUCCUGUCCGGUGCCCGGGCCGGAGCCCGAAGAGCACACCGAGGAGCUGGAGCAAGGCCGGCCGUGCGCCGAGCUUGCCGCUCGGGCUGAGUUGCAGUAUCAAGCCUCCUGGAAGGAAAAGAGCCCAGACAACCCCGCUGCCACGCGAGAGCCUGGAGCGGAGCAGCUGGAGACGCCCCACAGCAUGGGGGAGAGCUGCCGGGUGGAGCAGGCUCUUCCGCGACAGCCCUGUGCCGUUAGGCCGGGCAGCCAGUUUGUCGUCUGCGUGCGGGGCCAGAUGCUGGAGAAGGCGGGAAGUCCUCCUGUGGAGAAGCACGCAGCGCCCGCCCAGCGCGGAGCAGGGACCCCGGCCCGCCCGGACACUCACCGCUGGGAGCCGGCGCCUUCCUCCCCGCGCCCAGCUGGCCGCGCAGAGCCGAGCCCCGCCGGGCCCCUGCAGCGGGCCGCCUCCGUGCGCGAGCGCGCCCGCAAGUUCAGCGCCGAGGCCCCCGCGCCCAGCGCCGCGGCGGCCGCCCGCAACGCGGCCCCGGCGGGCAGUGCGGGCCGGCGGCGGGCGGCGGCGGGCGGCCCCGAGGGGGCGGGCGGCGGCGCGGCGGGGCGGGCCGGGCCCGGCCAAUGGCAGCGGGGGCCGCGCGCGGCCCCGCCGGGCCCCGCUCAAAACGCGCGGGGCGGCGGCGGGGGCGCAGAGCAGCGCCCGGUCCCGCCGCCCGCCGGCCCCCGCCCCGCCGGCCCCGACGCCAUGAAGACCUGCUUCACCAUCGAGAUCAAGGAUGGGCGCAUGCAGCCCCUCGGCACCCGCGUCGUGGGGGCCCCCAGCAGCCAGCGGGCAGAGCUGAACCUGGGGCUGAGGAGCACUCCCAUCCGCAUCACCACCGUCCCCAGCAGCAGCAGCAGCAAUGUCACCAAGAUGGAGCCAGAGCUGGUGGAGCAGCCCCAAGCACCGAGGCUGGAACCAGAGCUUCCCAAUGGCAUGGAGAAAGCCCAAGUGAGGGAGCUGGAGAAGAGGAGCAAGCUGAGUGUCGAGGAGCUGAACAGGAUCGAGGACGAGGAUGUUCUGGAUAAGAUGCUGGAUCAGACGACAGACUUUGAGGAGCGGCGAUUGAUCCGUGCCGCCAUGCGGGAGCUGCGCCAGCGUAAGCGAGAGCAGCGGGAGAAAGAGCGGAACCAGCAGCUGCAGGAGCUGAAGAGCCAGGCUGCAGCAGGGAGGGCAGGCCAUAACACAGAGACCACCACCACGCAGAGCACCCAGUCGGCCGACGGCUCGGCCCGCAGCACAGUCACCAAAACCGAGCGCCUCAUCCAGUCUAACGAUGGCACCAAGACUUCCCGUAUGACAACCAUGGAGUCGAGUUACGUGAAGAGACAAGACAAUGGCAGCAGUACAUUUGUUCAAACCAAAUCAUCCUACAGCUCUUCUUCCAAGAAGAUGGGCAGCAUCUUUGACCGUGAAGACGAGAGUGCCUCAAGACAGAGCAGCCUGGCUGCGCUGGAGCGGCGCCAGGCUGAGAAGAAGAAGGAGCUGAUGAAAGCUCAGAGCCUGCCCAAGACAUCUGCCUCACAGGCUCGCAAGGCCAUGAUUGAGAAGCUGCAGAAGGAAGGCGGCAGUCCUGCAAACCCUGCGGUGUCACGCACAGCUGUGCAGCGCUCCUCCAGCUUUGGCGUUCCCAAUGCCAACAGCAUCAAGCAGAUGUUGCUGGACUGGUGCAGAGCCAAGACCCGGGGCUACGAGCAUGUGGACAUCCAGAACUUCUCGUCCAGCUGGAGUGAUGGCAUGGCCUUCUGUGCCUUGGUCCACAACUUUUUCCCUGAGGCUUUUGACUACAGCCAGCUCACGCCCCAGAACCGCCGUCGCAACUUCGAGGUGGCCUUCUCCUCUGCAGAGAUGCUGGUGGACUGCGUGCCCCUGGUGGAGGUGGAAGACAUGAUGAUCAUGGGGAAGAAGCCGGACUCCAAGUGCGUCUUUACCUACGUGCAGUCUCUCUACAAUCACCUGCGUCGCCACGAGUUGCGCUUGCGGCAGAAAGAAUGCUAGAGCCUGGCCUGGCCUGCAGCUGACCAACACCUCACCGCCCCCCUCUCCCCCCAGGGACGCUGGUGCGCGGAGGAGCUGCCCGCCCCAGCGGAGAGGCUGGCAGGAGGAGCCCAGUGAUGCUGAGGGAUUGGCGCUGAGGAGGGGGGGCUCUGCCAUCCUGGGUUACCCCACGCUUGGGCCUUGCUGGAGCUCCCUCUGUCAGCCUCUGCCCGCGGCUGGCUGAGAGCUGAACCUGCAGGCAGGGCAGGACGGAGUCAGGUGGCCCCUGCCAAGGAUGCCACCUCCCUGCUUCCAGCUGGGCUCUCCUCCUCCCCUCCUGCUCUCUAUUGUAUUAAGUUAUUUGUCCUCAAGGAGUUGUUCGUAUUGUGGGCAGCGCCCCUGCUCCCUCAGGGAGGCCAGGGCACAGCUGUGCCCCUCAGGCCUUGGGCCUGCUUGGGUCCCUGCAUCCAGCAGUCUGGGCGGGCUCGUGGGGCUCUUGGCCACCCCCCCCAGCCAGCCGGCCCUGAGAGCCAGGGCCCACCUGGCCCACGUCUCUGUCAGGAGUUGCUGGUUACGGUGCAUCCAUGAGACAGAGCACCCGGUUCUCCAGGCGGCCCCAGAGACAGCUGCUCUCCUUGGCAUCGCGCAAGGAAGCCUCUCUGCCCACCACAGUCCCUGCUCGGUGCCACCUCCCUCAGGAUGGCUCCACGGCACCCGUGCUGACACCCUGCUUCCCACCGCGCACCUGUGCCCAGGGGCACUUCCACACCGGGGAUCUGCAGCAUCUUUGUGCUGGGGAGCUGGAGGGGUGAUGGGGAGGGCUCAAAGGGAAACGAGGGGCCCGAGGUGCAGGCCGGGGCCGCGGGCCCAGCCAGCCCCUGCUCUCCUCCCCAGCUCUGGGCACUGUGUGCUCAGCACCACUCACCCCUUCAUCACUGUCUCUACACCUGCGUUGACACGUGUACCAACACCAGCCAGACAAUAAAGGUUUAUUCUACAGGG
This is a messenger RNA of Dromaius novaehollandiae (emu), 4022 nucleotides long. RefSeq names its product smoothelin (gene SMTN). Lineage: Eukaryota; Metazoa; Chordata; Aves; Casuariiformes; Dromaiidae. Gene Ontology annotation, cellular component: microtubule organizing center; filamentous actin. The record is from RefSeq and is a predicted model, not a curated record. Gene Ontology annotation, molecular function: protein binding. The coding region runs from base 120 to 3041 and encodes 973 amino acids. Gene Ontology annotation, biological process: actin cytoskeleton organization. The transcript has 20 exons.